Messenger RNA from Plasmopara halstedii, 1887 nucleotides. Its product is annotated as Centromere-associated protein HEC1. Gene Ontology annotation, cellular component: Ndc80 complex. Bases 1 to 1887 code for a protein of 628 amino acids. The record is from RefSeq and is a predicted model, not a curated record. The transcript has 7 exons. NCBI's taxonomy places the organism in Eukaryota, Oomycota, Peronosporomycetes, Peronosporales, Peronosporaceae. Gene Ontology annotation, biological process: attachment of mitotic spindle microtubules to kinetochore.
AUGCGCCGCACGACACUAGGACCUGUGUCGUCCUCGCAGCUCAACUCGCGUUCAUCUGUCUUACGCCAUCCUUCCACGCGUGUUUCUGUACCGAGCAAGACUGCUACAGCGUUUGAUCGCCAGUCCAUUGGUGUUGCAUCUCGUCGCAUUUCCACUGCUACUGGGCUCACAGGGCGACGCCCCCCUAUUGGCCCUCGGGCUUCUGUAAAAUCGCGUCAAUCUGUAAGUACUAAUCGUCGCAAUAGCUCGUACAGCUCGCGCACCUCAGUUUCUGGUCGUGGUGGUGCCCGCGUGCUGGAUCCGCGACCAGUUAACGACCGUUCAUACCUUAACAGCUGCGUACAAACACUCGUGGAAUUUCUGAGCGAGCAUAUGUACGACCAAACACUUCCGCCAGCGCUGCUGCGACGUGGUCCAUCCAAAAAGGAUUUUUAUAACAUGAUUUUGUUCUUGUUCAAAUUGGUCGAUCCUACUUUUGAGUUUGGCAUUAAAUUCGAGGAGGAUGUUGUGCAUCAGUUCCGAAACCUUCGCUAUCCUAUCCAUAUCAGUAAAACGUCAUUGUCGGCCGUUGGAACGCCUCACACGUGGCCGACGCUGCUGCUUUCUAUUUCUUGGCUUAUUGAGCUGCUCAGUUAUGAUGAAGCGAUCCAGCAAGCAAACGAGACGGACCAAAAUGACGAAAAUGAUGAAGAAAAUGGCGACAAACCUUUUUUCAGAUAUUUAAGUGCCUCCUACCACGCUUUUUUGGCGGGCGAGGACGACAGGUUCGAUAUACUGGAAAAGCAAGAGAGAGAAAAAUUGAUCGCACGAAACGAGGUGGUUCGAGAGGAGAUAAACGAGCUAGAGCUGCAGCGUGAAGAGUUUAAAAAGCGUAUCGAUAAAGCUAAGAGGGAUAAGAAUGCAUUAUCCGUGCUUCAAUCAAAAAAAAGUGACUGCGAGAGCGACCUGUACAAAUUUCGAAAAAUCGUACAAGGCUACGAGAAGGCAAAGUUCAAGCUUGAGAAGAAGAUGGAGUCCCUUGCUCAAGUCAAGCAAUCAUUUUAUGAAGAAUUCGCUAGCCGCCAAUCUGAGAUACAACGACUUCAGACCCGUAUUGACAACCAAGAAUUGUCUGCACACGACAUAGAGCAAAUUGGACAAGAAAGAGCGAGACUAACUGAGCAGCUUCAUCAAGUACUUGCUCGUCAAGAAGACUUUCAAAGGCGGAUCAAGAAUGAUGAAAACCGUGCUGCAGAGAUUCGAGACGAUCUUGACGCACAGAUAUACAAGUAUAUGAAUACUUGCAAACAACUCAAGAUCAUUCCCAUUGCUGCCAAGUAUUCAUUGAAGUUUGACUUUGUGCUCGAGAUCGAUCCAAAUCUUCAAGAGCUUGACGCGAUUCAAAAGCUGACGCAUUACUUAAAAACAGAAGUUCGCCAAGCAGCACUGGCUUUGAAGCAGAAUCGUAUCGCGUGUGCGAAUGCCGGGUUGGACAAGGCGCUUGUUUUAGAUAAUAAAUUGCAGCAAUGUGAAAUUGAGCUGAACAACGAGAUACAAAAUGAGAAGAAGCAAGAAUCGAAGGUGAAAAAGUACGUUGAACAAAUGCCAAAACAGCGGGAAAAGCAGGCGGAAAAUCUUCGGCGGAAGACGGCAGCAAUUGAAGAAAUUGAAAAAACUAUCACAAAUAUAGCUAAUGAGGACAAUCUCGCCGAAGAGGAGGCCUUAAGCCGUCAACGUCUGCAAGAAAUGCGAAAAGCGUCUGUCGAAAUGACGGAGGCCUAUCACGCACUCCUCGACAAGAAUCGACAUGUUAUCACAAAUGUUCUUAUUACAUGCACAAACCACAAAGCUGUAGUUGACCGAGCUAUUUCAUCCCUGGAAGCUGAGGUCAACAAGAUAGAGCUUUAA